Messenger RNA from Mangifera indica (mango), 955 nucleotides. Its product is annotated as chlorophyll a-b binding protein 4, chloroplastic. The transcript is spliced from 3 exons. Gene Ontology annotation, biological process: response to light stimulus; photosynthesis, light harvesting in photosystem I. The coding region runs from base 98 to 859 and encodes 253 amino acids. The record is from RefSeq and is a predicted model, not a curated record. Lineage: Eukaryota; Viridiplantae; Streptophyta; Magnoliopsida; Sapindales; Anacardiaceae. Gene Ontology annotation, cellular component: membrane.
CAAACAUUUCAUUUUUAUCAGCUAACACUACUAGAUCUAGAACAACUGCUCUACCGAUCUUCCUCCGCUUUCUUCACAGGGAUUCUAGUCGGAAAAUAUGGCAACCGUCACAACACAAGCCUCGGCUGCCGUGUUCCGACCAUGCGCUUCCAAAUCCAGGUUCCUCACCGGUUCUUCCGGUAAAUUAAACAGGGAAGUUUCCUUUAAACCAAUCACCUCAUCGUGGUCAUCAACUUCUUUCAAAGUUGAAGCCAAGAAAGGAGAGUGGCUGCCGGGUUUGCCCUCACCUGGUUACCUCAAUGGAAGUCUUCCAGGGGACAAUGGAUUUGACCCUCUGGGUUUGGCUGAGGACCCCGAGAACUUGAAAUGGUAUGUUCAGGCAGAGCUUGUGAACGGACGGUGGGCGAUGUUGGGCGUUGCAGGAAUGCUGUUGCCGGAAGUUUUCACCAAAAUCGGAAUUGUUAAUGUGCCCAAGUGGUAUGACUCUGGGAAAGCUGAAUACUUUGCAUCGUCAACGACCCUUUUCGUAAUCGAGUUCAUUUUGUUCCACUAUGUGGAGAUCAGAAGAUGGCAAGACAUUAAAAACCCAGGAAGUGUGAACCAGGAUCCUAUCUUCAAGCAAUACAGCUUGCCUCCUAAUGAAGUUGGCUACCCUGGUGGCAUUUUCAACCCACUGAAUUUUGCACCCACCCUGGAUGCCAAGGAAAAGGAAAUUGCCAAUGGGAGAUUGGCAAUGUUGGCAUUCUUGGGAUUUGUGGUUCAACACAAUGUGACAGGGAAAGGGCCAUUUGACAACCUCUUGCAGCAUCUCUCUGACCCAUGGCACAACACCAUUGUUCAAACGCUAAGGGGCUACUAAAUCAGUUGUGUUUCUUUUGUAACCAUUUUGAGUGAGAUUUGAGCAUCAAUGUAAACAUGGAACCUUCAAUGUACAGGGGAACUAAGAUGGCAUUUA